This is a messenger RNA of Fundulus heteroclitus (mummichog), 2170 nucleotides long. RefSeq lists its product as uncharacterized. The transcript is spliced from 3 exons. Lineage: Eukaryota; Metazoa; Chordata; Actinopteri; Cyprinodontiformes; Fundulidae. The record is from RefSeq and is a predicted model, not a curated record. Gene Ontology annotation, biological process: positive regulation of cell size; positive regulation of translation. Bases 55 to 1575 code for a protein of 506 amino acids.
UUGUUUUUGUUUUUUUAAAGCGUUUUCUACUCAAGUCUACUGCCCACUUUGGACAUGUACACAGAAGACUCAGAAACGACGGGACGCCACCGAUUCCUCAACUACAACAACAUCAACAACCCCUGCCCCUGCCGGCACUGCGUCUACUACGACCAGCUGCACGGGUGUCGGCAGACAGCGCCGGCCGGACAGACGGACCUCUCAUCGCAGGGCUGCUGGAGAGACACCCAGGCUCCUCGCGUCAAAGACGUAGGAGGCAGACCUUUCCUGGCGGACAGAGUUGAAAGACCCGGUCAUUUCAGCCCACAGAGGAGGCCUGUGUUUGCGGGGCCGGGCCCUUGCAGCCGUUCGGAUGACUUGAGUCAAGCCUGCCCCUGGGAGCUGAACCCUGCCCAGCGGGGCGACCCGGCGGAGCCUGGGGUGAGACACUAUUCGUUUAUGAGAGAACAGUGUGGCUGUGUGGCAGGCGGCGACAGAGCACGCCCCUUCCACUCUGGGAUACCCCACCCUCUCCCUCAUCUUCAGGUCAAAAGUCAAGGGUACAGGCGGAGGCGAACUGUCAGGUAUAUUUCGGUGGAUGAAGAGGAGAGCUGCGGGUGUGCGCCGAAUGGCUAUCAUUUGGAGCCGCACCAUCCCCAGCCGGGCAAUCCGCACAUGACAAAUGGUCACUGUGGACCCAGGCGGGUGGUCUUUGAGGGAGAGGAGGAAAAAGAUGGCUAUCUGGACCAGGGCAGGCCAAAGGGUGGAUCAGAGGAUCGCUUUAAUGGCAGCAGUGAGUCCGAUAAGGGCUUCUUUUCCACCGAGGUCCCUCAAAGGCACUUGAGCCAGAGAAGGCGUAAGGGAGCCGACAUCACCUGCUCGGAAACUUCCAAGACGAAAACCGACAGCAACCCACGCGGCGAGGCGUCGGAUGUGACGAGGCAAAGGGAGCGGCGGGACUCGGUGAGGGAUCAAAUCCGGCAAGUCGUGACAGAUCUGGAGGAAGUGUUGGGGGGUCUGAAGCAAGUUCACGUGGAAAUGAAAGAGGUGGUCGAGCAGAUUGAUCGCCUCACGGCAAAUAUCGACCUCGGCGAAGAGGAGCCGUGCAUCACUCAGGGGUCAUCCGACAGCCUUCGCGAAUCCCCCCCUUCAGGGGACUUCAGGCUGGCCCCUCUGCCCCCUCCCAAGCCCGCGUCGGUUCGGGCCUCGUCGCAGGGCGUCGACGAAGACCGCGUCGUCCUCAGAACCAACUCUGUCUCUCCCGUGCACACGGCGUCCGUCGUCAAGACCAGCCACUUCACGCCGCCCGGCUACGACAAAAGGGUCAGUCACAAAAAGCCGAGCGCCAACGGCCACCCGCCUCAGCUGUGCCCCUCAGGAGAGUCGAACCACAACGGUCCCGUUCGUCCAGAGCCCCACCCACACACCCUGGACCCUACAGUGGUCAUAGGCAGCAGCACGUCCAGUGCGAGGACUCAGAAGCCUCCACCGUACCCUCAAAAUGGUCGAUGUGGGAAGGGCCCAUACCCGCCGCUGAAGCCCGUCAGGACCCCUGCCUACCCUGCAAGAGGACGCCAGAGCACCAGCAUGGUGUGAAGGAGGAGGGGGUGGGGGGGAAACAGGAGGCCCAGCCGCAGAAAGUGGAGCUCAGAAAGGGACCAGGCAGGGGAACAAUUCAUAAUGCUGCUAAUGCCACUGGGACAAGCUGGUGGAAACAGAGCACGGCCUGAAGGUGGAGAUAUUUCCAAAGGGAAAACUCAUCAACCUGCUGCUGUGUCACAUGAGCACCGGGUGCUCUCAAACUCUCUCGAAAUUUAACCUGGAGAUGUACAACUAACACAAAGAGGAAUUCAACUGAAAAAAAGCUGUAUUUUCAUGAUAGAAUUUAUUUAUUUUAUUUUCAUUCCCAAAAUAUAUAUUUUUAUGCCCUUUCCAAAAAGGAUAUUGCUUAAACUAGAGCGUACUGUAUAAAUAAAUAUCAUAUAAGCUGUUCCAAAGCUAUUUUUUCUAUGAGAUGUUUUUUUUUUUUCUGCUACAGGUAUUGGAAGAGCGGAGACUGAAUUGCAACAAAAUGGGUUUUCCUGCACUUUUGCCAAACAAAUCAGUCAGACAUCUAACUGAGAUGCAUCAUUGAUUACUGAAUGUCUCGUUUUUGAAAAUGAAAUAAACAGACGACACCAGCAAAAUGUCA